Raphanus sativus (radish) is the source of this 2736-nucleotide messenger RNA. Its product is annotated as L-type lectin-domain containing receptor kinase VI.2-like. The record is from RefSeq and is a predicted model, not a curated record. Gene Ontology annotation, cellular component: plasma membrane. Bases 33 to 2174 code for a protein of 713 amino acids. The transcript has 2 exons. Gene Ontology annotation, molecular function: carbohydrate binding; protein kinase activity; ATP binding. Gene Ontology annotation, biological process: protein phosphorylation. NCBI's taxonomy places the organism in Eukaryota, Viridiplantae, Streptophyta, Magnoliopsida, Brassicales, Brassicaceae.
UUGCUUUUUAGUCAACCCUCGCUUGAUCAUUCAUGAGCAGAGCAAGAUCAAUGGUCUCACCACCCAUCUUGCUGGUGAUCAUCACAGUGAUCCUUGUCCGAGCUCAGAGAGCCACGUCAGAGACGACAACAACAGAGUUCAUUUUCCAAGGUUUUAAAGGAAACCAAUCACAAUUCCAAUUAGAAGGAGAUUCAACCAUCAAGUCCAACGGACUGCUGAGGCUCACUGAUCGAAAAUCAAACCUUGCAGGAACAGCUUUCUACAACAAACCAGUGAGAUUGCUCGACAAUAAUUCAACGGUUCGUUCCUUUAGCACAUGUUUCGUCUUUGUCAUCAUGCCUUCAAGCGCAAACAACAGAGGGUUCGGCUUCACCUUCGCACUAUCGCCAACCCCAAACCGUAGAGAUGCGGGAGCGUCGCAGUACCUGAGGCUUCUCAACGAAAGAAACGAUGGUGAUCCGAGGAAUCACGUAUUCGCAGUGGAGUUCGACACGGUACAAGGAUUCAAAGACGAGACAAACCGAAUAGGCAACCACAUGGGUCUAAAUUUCAACAGUCUGUCUUCAGAAGUGCAAGAACCAGUGGCUUACUACAACAAGGAUGGGAAGAAAGAAGAGUUCCAGCUUGUGAGCGGGGAGCCAAUCCAAGUAUUUUUGGACUACGAGGGACCAACCAACACGCUUAACCUCACAGUUUACCCAACAAGACUUGGAUCAAAACCGAGAGUUCCCUUGAUCUCAAAACAGGUUCCUAAACUGAUAGAGAUCGUGCAAGAAGAAAUGUUCGUAGGAUUCACGGCAGCCACGGGGAGAGACCAAUCGAGCGCACAUUACGUGAUGGGUUGGAGUUUCUCAAGCGGUGGACCUGUUGCAGCAGCUACGCUGAAUCUCUCAGAGCUUCCUCCUCCUCCUCCUCCAAAUAGGGAGAAGAAGAGAGGCUACAAUGUGAAGAUCAUCGCUCUGAUCGUAGCUUUAUCAGCUGUUAUAUCGAUAAUGUUCCUCUUAUUUGUCAUCUUCAUGAUAUACAAAAGGAGACUGCAACAAGAGGAGAUUCUGGAGGAUUGGGAAAUCGAUCAUCCCCACAGAUUACGAUACAGAGAUCUCUACGCGGCUACUGAUGGAUUCAAGGAGAAUAGGGUCAUCGGAACCGGAGGAUUUGGAACUGUUUACAAAGGGAAACUGGCGAGCUCGGAUCUAAUCGCAGUGAAGAAGAUCGUUCCAAAUAGCAGGCAAGGUGUUCGAGAAUUCAUGGCGGAGAUCGAGAGCCUAGGGCGUGUGAGGCACAGAAACCUAGUGAACCUCCAAGGAUGGUGCAAACACAGAAGCGAUCUCUUGUUGAUUUACGAUUACAUCCCCAACGGAAGCUUGGACUCGCUUCUCUACAGUGUUCCGCGGAGAAGCAGCGCCGUUCUGCCGUGGGACGCGCGUUUGGAGAUCGCGAAAGGAAUCGCGUCUGGGUUGUUGUAUCUCCACGAAGAAUGGGAACAGAUGGUGGUUCACAGAGACGUGAAGCCAAGCAACGUUCUCAUCGAAUCAAACAUGAACCCUAGACUGGGAGAUUUCGGACUAGCGAGGCUUUACGAAAGAGGAUCCAUGUCGGAGACAACAGGACUCGUCGGGACGAUCGGGUAUAUGGCGCCUGAGCUAGCCCGCAACGGUAAACCCUCUGAUGCUUUCGCGUUUGGCGUUCUGCUCUUGGAGAGAAAACCAACGGAUUCCGGAACCUUCUUCUUAGUCGAUUGGGUUAUGGAUUUGCACGCCAGGGGUGAGAUUCUCAGCGCAGUCGAUCCUAGACUUGGAUCUGAUUACGACGGCAGAGAAGCAAGGGUCGCUCUCGCCGUGGGAUUGCUCUGUUGCCACCAAAAGCCGGCGUCUCGGCCGUCAAUGAGAGGGGUGCUUAAGUUUCUAAACGGAGAGGAGGAAGUUGUUGAGAUUGAUGAUGAGUGGGGGUAUUCAAAAUCAUCACGAAGCGAUUUCGGAUCAAAUUUUGUAGGAUAUGUUUCAUCGUCGACCUCAAUACCUUCUUCUUCUUCUGCGUUCGACACCAGGAUCAUUUCGACUUCUCAUGUUACUAGCGGUGGAUACAGGAAAAAGUGUCUAUUUCAAUAUGAACUUGACGCGUCGUAUCUAUUCAUUCACGAACUUCGUACUAGUGCGUAUUCCACACUGAACUAAACAAAUUUUUUAAAAUACUAUAUGAAUUUUAUGCGUCAUGUCUAUUCCUUCACAAACUUUAUAGUAGUGCGUAUUUCAUAUUGAACAAAACCAAAAUCAAAAAAUACUACAUAGACUCUCAAAAUCGUGUUUAUUUCAAUAUUGAGUGUUAAAUGUGUUAGUCAUCCGUUAAUGUAUCAAAACAACGUCAUUUUAUAUAAAUUUGUGAAAUUAAAAAUUAAAAAUGAAAUACACUCUCAAAAUUGUGCUUAUAUCUGUCAAAAGUAAUAGUCAUCAUUGAUUUUAUCAAAAACUAUUUUGGAUAAAUUCUAUGAAAUUGUCCGUCGUUUUUUAAUUUUUUCAUUUUACAAAAAAUUUAUCCAAAAUAACGUUAUUUUAAUAAAUUAAUGUAUGACUUGACUAACACCUUUCACUUACUGACAAAGAAAGACUAACAUCUUUGACGGUGUUACAUAUAAUCACGAUUUUAAGCGUCAAAAGUGUUCGUCUUUUUUUUGUCAGCAAAUCAAAGGUGUAGUCAUAUAUAUAUGUACACUAACCGUCAAAAGUGUUAGUAUUUUUC